Molecule: messenger RNA, 9523 nt
Organism: Mobula hypostoma (lesser devil ray)
Lineage: Eukaryota; Metazoa; Chordata; Chondrichthyes; Myliobatiformes; Myliobatidae
Gene: col14a1a
Product: collagen, type XIV, alpha 1a
Exons: 48
Coding region: 690-6332 (1880 amino acids)
Cellular component (GO): interstitial matrix
Molecular function (GO): protein binding
Source: RefSeq, a predicted model, not a curated record
GAAUAAGGACUCCCCAGCGCUCUCGCUGCGUACGUGCUGUGUGAGGUUCUAACUUGGGGCGUUCACACUGGCUGCAAAUGUUCAGGUUCCCGCAGCGAGAAGCGGGACGCAUCCUCCGCGCCGCUCCUUUGACUGUGAAGUGAGCUCGCGUUGUUUCUGUCCGCUGGAGCUGUCCUCUCCAAACUAACCAGACUCCGUGAGCUGCUCGAUGUAAGGUGCGGUGGGAGGCACGUCUGUUCCCGGGAGUGCUGGUGGGUACUUGCCCGGAGAGGGAGAGACAGCCGUCGCCUCGGCAUGCAAACCAAAGUUUGAUUCAGAUUUCUCGCCAAGAUUCCCCUAUCCAGCCGCGGGUAGUACUAUGUGGCUUUGUGUUCGCAGGAAAAGUGCACAAAGCACUUCGUGUCGGGGAAGUUUUCUGAAUGAAGUUUUCUUUAAAUCCCUUUUUGCCCCCCCAACAAAAAUUGAGCUCUCCCUGAGGAGGCAUUUGAAUCUUUGCCCCUUGGCGGGGGGAGGUCCUCAUCACACAGUAGCGGGACCCAACUCCGCAGGAAGUGUUUCGCCACAUCACCCUACCUUGGAGAGUGCGGCCCUUGGCAACUGCGUUAGCCCGGCUAGUCCGGAGAGGGUUGGUUACCCUGCGGUCAGGGGACGGAUUCCUGAGUAAGCGUAGCCACCGGCAAGACCUAAGAAUGCAGGUCUUUGGACAUGGUGCGGGGACAUGGCUUCUCCUGGGCUUUGUAGCUGUGACCUUGAACUUCAUUAGCAAGGCACAGGGUCAAGUUGCCUCUCCAACAAGAUUAAAGUUUUCUAUAAUGUCUCAGGACAGUGUGAAGAUCACAUGGAAAGCCCCUAGGGGAAAAUUUCAAGAAUACAGAUUAACUGUGACACCAGUUGUAGGUGGCAGACCCCAGAUGCUAAGCAUACGGAAGGGUGAAACGGCGGCUGUUGUGGAAGGACUCCUCCCAAACCAGGAGUAUGUAGUACAGCUGUUUGCCAUCAACAAUAAAAAAGAAAGUUCACCAGCUAUGGGCCGGUUUACAAUGAAGGCAUCUCGAAGCAGAGGCAGGCAAGGCUCACCUUCACAAACAAAACCAAAGAAAGAAUUGGACUCUCGAGGCAGCAGUAAAGCAACUAUUGAAGGCUCUCAGUUUCUGUGCAAGUCACCUGCUAUUGCAGACAUUGUCAUUCUGGUGGAUGGCUCCUGGAGCAUUGGCCGACUUAACUUCCGACUCGUGCGGCUGUUUUUGGAGAAUUUGGUUAGUGCUUUCAAUGUAGAUUCUGACAAAACGAGAAUAGGAUUGGCUCAGUACAGUGGAGACCCACGGAUAGAAUGGAAUCUAAAUGAAUAUACCACAAAGGAGGCUGUACUGGAUGCUGUCAGAAACCUGCCUUACAAAGGCGGCAACACGCUCACAGGCCUCGCUCUAACUUACAUCCAGGAGAAUAGUUUUAAACCCGAGGCUGGAUCCAGAGCCGGAGUGCCGAAGAUUGGGAUCUUGAUCACAGAUGGCAAAUCGCAGGAUGAUGUUUUUCCGCCGGCUAAAAGCUUACGGGAUGCGGGCAUCGAGCUCUUUGCCAUAGGUGUGAAAAACGCAGAUGCAAACGAGCUGAAGGCAAUAGCCUCCGAGCCUGACAAGACACACGUUUACAACGUGGCUGACUUCAACAUCAUGAACACGAUCAUUGAAAGCCUCACAAAGACGGUGUGUGCACGCGUGGAAGAACAGGAUAAAGAGAUAAAGGAAGCAACGGGAAGCGUGACUUCAGCCCCAGAGGCACCCACGGACCUCGUCAUCACUGAUAUCACUGCUCGGAGUUUCCGUGUCAGCUGGUCACAUGCACCGGGGAACGUGGAGAAAUAUCGCGUAGUCUAUUACUCCACCACAGGUCAGCCAGAAGAGGUGGUUGUGGAUGGGACAGAGUCAACUGCUGUCCUCCAGAACCUGAUGUCCCUGACGGAGUAUCAGAUUGCAGUGUUUGCCGUUUACACAAAGGCUGCAAGUGAAGGUCUUCGAGGCGCAGCAACUACACUGGCACUUCCCGCAGCUGCGGACCUGCGCGUGUACGACGUGACCCACAACAGCAUGAGAGUUAAGUGGAGACCUGCUGAAUCUGCUUCUGGUUACAUGAUCCUUUAUGCAGCACUCACAGGGGGAGACACAGCCGAUGAAAAGGAGGUAAAGGUGGCUGAUUUUGUUACGGAUAUAGAACUGGAAGGUUUAAUGCCAAACACUGAAUACACUGUGACCGUGUAUGCCAUGUAUGGAGACGAGGCAAGCGACCCUCUGACUGGACAAGAAACAACAUUGCCACUUACUCCUCCCAAGAACCUUCAGUUCUCCGAAAUUGGGCACAGUACAGGCAGGGUCAGCUGGGAAGCAGGAUCAAAGAAAGCUCUGGGUUAUCGUGUCAUGUAUGUGAAAACUGAUGGGACUAUGAUGAGCGAGGUUGAAGUUGAAGAUACGACAACUUUUUUAAGAAACCUGACAUCACUUACAGAGUACACAAUUGCAGUGUUUUCGAUCUAUGAUGAGGGACAAUCAGAGCCACUGACGGGCAGCUUUACCACAAAGAGCGUUCCCAAGCCGUUAUCCUUAAGGGUCAGUGAUGUUUCUCUGGACAAGUUCAGAGUUAGCUGGAAGCAUGCUGCUGAAGAUGUUACCUUGUACAGACUAGCAUGCACUCCCUUGAGUGGGGAAGAGGCAAAAGAGUUUGUCUUCAGUGGGGAUACAGACACAGUAAUUCUUGAUGAUUUAUUGCCUGGGACAGAAUAUGAAGUGUCUCUCUCAGCAAUAUAUAGCGAUGAGGCGGAAAGUGAAGCUGUUACUGUCCUUGAAACUACACUUCAGCAAAUAGUCACGACAACACCAACCACUACAACCACUCUUCCUCCAACUACAGUAGUUGUCCGAUCUGGAAUAAGGAACCUGGUCCUGGAUGACGAGACCACGUUCAGUGUCCAUGUGUCGUGGGAGCCUGCUGAUUCCUUCAUCACCCAGUACAGAGUCUCUUACGUCUCUCUCAAAGGAGAUCGGGCGGAAGAAGCGGUGAUGGUUCCAGGGAGAGAGAACACCCUCAUCCUCCAACCUCUGCUUUCGGACACCGCAUACCAAAUUACAGUAACGCCGAUUUAUGUCGACGGAGAAGGCGCCAGCCUCACGGUUACGGGGAAGACAUUGGCACUGUCCGGUCCCACAAACCUGCAAGUGUCAGAUGAAUGGUACAACCGUUUCCGGAUUAGAUGGGACCCUCCACCAUCACCAACUAUGGGCUACCGAGUGGUGUACACCUCUGCAUCUGCUCCUGGGCCAGUUCUAGAUACCUUUGUUGGAGAUGACGUGAACACCAUGUUCAUUCUUAACCUACUCAGUGGAACCGAAUACCUCGUCAAAGUGUUUGCAACGUACUCCACAGGUUCCAGCAAGCCGCUGAUAGGAAGAGCCAAGACACUAUAUCUCGGGGUGACAAAUCUUGCCUCGUAUGAUGUUCGGAUGACAACCAUGUGCACCCGCUGGCAGUUACACCAACAUGCCACUACCUAUAGAGUGCUUAUCCAAUCCCUCCAAGGUGGAAGGAAGGAAGAAGUGAUUGUUGAUGGAGGGACAUCUCGUCACUGCUUUUAUGAUCUUAUUCCAAACACCAAGUACAAGAUCAGUGUACACGCCCAGCUGCAGGAGAUAGAGGGACCGGCCGUGAGCAUACUCGAAACAACAAUUCCUGUUCCGACGGAGCCACCAACUUCUCCUCCAACAACUGUCCCGCUGCCAACCAUUCCACCAGCCCGGGAGGUUUGCAAAGCUGCCAAAGCAAAUCUAGUCUUCCUUGUGGAUGGCUCGUGGAGCAUUGGGGAUGAGAACUUCGUCAAGAUCAUCGGCUUCCUGUACAACACAAUUGGAGCUCUGAACAAGAUCGGCCCAGAGGGGACUCAGGUUGCGAUCGUUCAGUUCAGUGAUGAUCCCAGAACAGAAUUUCAACUUAACACGUACAAUGACAAAGAGAGGCUCCUCCAAGCUAUCCAACGCAUUAGGUACAAGGGUGGAAACACAAAGACAGGUAAAGCCAUAAAACAUGCCAGGGAUUCCGUGUUCACAGUCGAGGCAGGAUUGCAGAGAGGCAUCCCCAAUGUCUUGGUGGUCAUCACGGAUGGUCGAUCCCAAGAUGAAGUUGAGAAGAUUUCCCAAGAGAUGCAGAUGGAUGGGUACAGUAUCUUUGCAGUUGGCGUCGCUGAUGCUGAUUACUCAGAGCUCAUCAGCAUUGCAAACAAACCCAGCAGCAGGCAUGCCUUCUUCGUGGACGACUUUGACGCCUUCAAGAAGAUUGAGGAUGAGCUUGUCACCUUUGUCUGUGAGACGGCCUCUGCAACUUGCCCGAUGGUCCACAUUGGAGAAAACAACCUGGCAGGAUUUAGAAUGAUGGAAAUGUUUGGGUUGGUUGAGAAGGAAUAUGCUUCUGUAGAAGGUGUGUCAUUGGAGUCUGGCUCAUUCAACAGCUUCCCCUGUUUCAGGCUUCACAGAAACGCCCUUGUUUCACAACCUACAAGGAACAUCCACCCAGAGGGGCUGCCGUCGGAUUACACCAUCACCUUUCUGUUUCGCCUGCUGCCCGACACUCCCCAGGAGCCCUUUGCCCUCUGGGAGAUCUUGAACAAGCAGCGUGAGCCCCUGGUUGGAGUCAUCUUGGAUGAUGGCAGGAAAGCUCUCACUUAUUUUAACUACGAUUACAAGGAUGAGUUCCAAACUGUCACCUUCGAUGAUCCAGAGGUUAAGAAGAUUUUCUAUGGCAGUUUUCAUAAGGUGCACGUGGUGAUCACCAAAACCCAAGCAAAGCUGGUGGUUGACUGCAAGCAAGUAGGGGAGAAAGCGAUCAACGCAGCAGGAAACAUCAGCACCAAUGGGGUGGAAGUCCUGGGACGGAUGGUGCGCUCCAGGAGCCCGAGGGACAAUUCUGCAUCAUUCCAGUUGCAAGGCUUUGAUAUUUCCUGUUCCACGUCCUAUGCAAACAAGGACAAGUGCUGCGAACUUCCUGCUCUGAGAGAUGAAGGCAACUGUCCAGCCCUUCCUCAUGCCUGCACUUGUUCUCAAGACAGUAAAGGACCACCUGGGCCCUUGGGUCCUCCGGGCAGCCCGGGUUUACGAGGGCCAAGAGGUGAGAGGGGAGAACAAGGUCAACGGGGUCCUGGUGGUCAGCGGGGUGAGAUGGGCAUGCCAGGUCUUCAGGGUCAGCCUGGGCCACAGGGACCAAGUGGACUCUCGAUUCAAGGUCCUCCGGGGAGUGCUGGUGAAAAGGGCGAGAAAGGGCAGAUUGGUCCCAUCGGUCAUCAGGGUCUGCCAGGUCCCCGAGGACUCCCAGGACGAGACGGGCCACCAGGUCAAAGGGGUCCCAUGGGUAAAGAUGGAUCUGUUGGGCCACCAGGUUCACCUGGGCCAGUGGGGAGUCCAGGAGUCCCAGGUUCCCCUGGAGCUGCAGGAAGUCCCGGUCCUCAGGGCGACAUAGGACCUCCCGGUCCUCCUGGUCUGAAAGGAGAAAGGGGCCCAAGGGGAGAUGCCCAGUCACAGGGAAUGGUUCGUGUCAUUGCCCAGCAAGUGUGUGAGCAGCUUAUCCAGAGUCACUUAUCACGAUACAACUCCAUUCUCAACCAUGUCCCCAGCAACUCUGUCCAAGUGAGGGCAGCGCCAGGGCCCCCAGGAGAACCAGGCCGCGAGGGGCCUGCAGGCCCACCAGGAGAACCAGGUCCUCAAGGUCGACCAGGAUUCCCCGGCACAUCAGGAAUACCAGGCCGACCAGGGGAAAGAGGUCUGACAGGUGAAAAGGGAGAUCGGGGAUCUCCAGGCGUCGGUAAGCAGGGCCUGAGAGGACCUCCCGGAGCACCAGGCCCUCAGGGUGAGGGACGGACUGGGCGCCAAGGACCUCCGGGGCUCCCAGGACAACAAGGUAGCUCGGGACGUACAGGACCUAGAGGACAAAGAGGACCACCUGGACCACCAGGUUACUGUGAUGCCUCUACCUGUGCUGGCUACAAUAUUGGAGGUGAAUACAGUGAUCCAACCGAUCAAGACGUCCCUGUAGUACAAUUGCCUCCAAACUCCCAUCGAACCUAUGACCAUUAUGAUGAGCGAGAACUGUACAUGUACCAGGGGUCCUACCCCUACCCAAACCCACACUCCCAGCCCUCCUACCCAGAGCCUCGCCGUGCGGAGUCGGAUCAUCCUUUUGAGGGGGACGGCGAUGAAUCGGAAACAGUUGAGAUCCAGUCACCAGGUGUUAGACGAUCCGCAAGGAGCAUUUCUAAAUGGAGCAGCACAUCUUCAAGCACAACAAAGGGGAGCCAAUAGAUGAGCCUCGUAAACAUGGUGUAAAAUCUCACCUGUUUGAACCCUAUGAAAUGGGCAGUGGAUUCAACUCCUAGAUUAAAAACAGGGACUUCAGCAGAGAUGAUUUUUUAAAAAAAAUUAUGUAACAAUAAUCAGGUUAUGUUGUUGCUAAAUUAAAGCAUUCAUGCCAUUAAAUGAGAAAUGAAUUUUCAAAAGAUUUAACAGAGUGUUAAGUAUUUUAGCAGUACAAAUGUUGACUGAUCAUUUUAAAUCACUAAUCUUACUGAAGAUUAGUAGGGUGCUACCAUAUCAGGUUUCUGUUACAUUCCAAGAGCAUAAAACUGUUGUAACCGUUCUGUACCAUUUCGAUUUGUGUUUGAUUGAUUCAUUGCAUUGUUGAAAUUUGUAUCGUACUUAGCAAAAACAACUAAUUUGGUCUAAGUACUAUCAAACAGCAUAUGAAUGGUUACACACUGAAACUGAUUCAAAAGUCAUUGGACAAUUUUUUAUUUGUAGAUGACUUGUGGCAGAGUUGUCAUACAAACUUGCUGCAGCAAUGCAGAGCUGCACUGCUAUGAAUAGAAACCUUGCAAAGAUGAAUUUGUGCAUUUGCUACCCAGUGAAGCAGUUUAAAUGAAGAUUGUAUAGUUUUUCCCAACUUGUCUAUUCCCCUAUGAGCUCUUGGCAGAAUCUAGCAGGUAAUUUAUUUGGAUGAAAUGGUCAUUGUUCAAGGAGCAAGUAAAUAAAAGAAAACAAGUACCAACUUUUAAAGAAUGUCUCCCUUCAUUUUGCACAGGGAAAAUGAAACUUUCAUAGCUGCACAUUUCCUGAUAUUAAUUGACAGUCUGAAUUCUUUAGAUAUUUGAUUGGUCUGUCUGCCCUGAAGUUGCUAAUGCUGUCUAGAUGUCUAUCUGUACAUCCCAUUUCCAAUAGGUUUAGUACUCCUUGGGGCCAUAAGUGUUUCAGAUUUUGGAACAUAUAACAAGAUAGCUUGGGAUCGCCGUCAUUUCCAACUUUGACUUUAUGUGUGACCUGUCAGCAGUCUUUGUUUUACACAUAUUUAUCAUGCAUGUAUUGACACAGCCAUUCAGCAUGUUAGAUUUUCAUUUGCAAUGACCUUAGCAAACACACCAAUGAAUUUCUCUGUUGCUUUGUGAUCAGCAGAUGCAUCAUCACCACAAAUCAUUACAAAUUUAAUAUGUCAUGCCUUUUCUUAAACUUUUGCUACCAGCCUGCUGAAUAUUCAGAAUUACUUCCAAUUUCUAGUUCAUCGUGAUAGAUCUUUGCUUGUAUCAUGAUCAACAUGUCUUUAAAUAUGUUUACACUGAUGAAUUCACUCCUUCAACACACAAUUGAGAUCUUCACUUUUUGUUCCAUGCAGUGUUUUCUAUUAGCUUCUGUUCAUUACAUACGUGAGGUCACUUCUCAGAACUGUCUGUGAUGCACAGGGACCUGUGUAUCGCCUGGGAACCUUCCCAGCAUCUUGUGGAAUUUUCCAUUUGGGACAUCAUGUCAGCGGUAAAAAAAAAAUUCAGAUUUUGGAACUUCGAAUAAUAAGUAACUUUAAUAAGCAAAAGGAGGUAAUACACCUAUGAUUUUUUUCCUUUUAUUCCAGUAAGAUCAACUUUUAAACUCUGCAUAGGACAGAUCAUGUCCCUAAUAUUCCAUUAUUUGAAAAUCCCAAACAAGUUUGUUUUGCUCAGUGCAUCUCUUAUUGGUAAAACUUACACACAAAAUUUUCUUUACAUCCUUUAAUUCUGUUCCUCUAACUCACACAGAGUUCUAUUUCCUUUUUAGCUCUUAAGACAUUUUAACCAGUUGAGUGGCAAUAUAAAAAGUUGUGUAGUGAGGUAGCACAUUCACUUUUUCAUCUUCCAGGACGGGAAAUCAUGAAUACCAAUUAAAUUAUAAGCAUGACUGUUUGGUAAAGAAAGUUACCUGACCAUUCAAAUUGUUGCUGUGUUAGUGCCGGGACGUGUGGCAACACUUGCUCACAGCCCCCAGCACAUUCUUAGGCUGUGUUGGUGGGUACAAAUGACACAUUUCACUGUAUGUUUCCAUGUACAUGUAAUAAAUAAAACAAACCUGAAUUUGUUUCAAGAGCCUUGAACAAAUAAUUGAAUCUCUUCUUCCUCCUUGUAGCCAAAACUUAGGCUGCAGCUUUACCAUUUGAGUUGUGUUGCUGCUGACAUUAGAAUCAUAGAACAAUUCAGAUGGAUACAUGCUUGCACCGAUUACUACCUACCCACAUAGUCCCAAUAUCUUGUGCUUGGCCCAUAUCCCUCUAAGACCACCCCUCCAGAUACCCAUUCUACCUGCCCCAACUACUUCCUCUGGUAGUUUGUUGCAUAUACUCGCCACUCUCUGCAUAGAACAGUCGCCGCUCGGGUCCCUUUUAAAUCUUUCCCUCCUCACCCCAAAUCUACGCCGAUAGUUUUGGACUCCACAACCCUGGGGAAAAGAAUGCUACUGUCCACCUUGUUAUCUAGGCCUCUCAUAAUUAUAAACAUUUCUAUAAGUUAUCCCUCAUUCUACUCCUUAUAACUCAGUUUUGGCAACAUCCUUGUAUUUUUUUUCCUGCACUCUUUCCAGUUUAACUACAUCUUUCUGUAACAGGUAACCAGAACUGUACACAGUACAUAGAACAUGGAAACCUACAGCACAUUACAAGCCCUUCGGCCCACAAUGUUGUGCCGACUAUGUAACCUACUCUGGGAACUGCUUACAAUUUCCUUACCACAUAGCCCUCUAUUUCUCUAAGCUCCGUGUACCUAUCCAAAAGUCUCUAAAAGAUUUUAUUGUAUCUGCCUCUACCACCGCUGCUGGCAGUGUAUUCUAUGCACCCACCAUUCUGUGUGGAAAAACUUACCCCUCAGUACCUACUUCCAAGUACUGUACCUUAAAACUAUGCCCCCUCGUGUUAGCCAUUUCAGCCCUGGAAAAAAGCCUCUGGCUAUCCACACAAUCAGUGCCUCUCAUCAUCUUGUACACCUCCAUCAGGUCACCUCUCAUCCUCCGUCACUCCAAGGAGAAAAGACCAAGUUCACUCAACCUAUUCUCAUAAGGCAUGCUCCCCAAUCCAGGCAACAUCCUUGUAGAUCUCCUCUGCACUCUCUCUAUAAUAUCCACAGCCUUCCUGUAGUGAAGUGACCAGAAAUGAACACAGUAUUCUAAGUGGAGUCUGACCAAGGUCUUGUAUAGCUUUAACAUUA